AAGAUUUAGGCCGAGACUACGUCCUUGUCAACAACUGUGCAAGAGAGCUGUUCUACCAGCCAUUCCCUUCUUCUGGGCUUCUGUCGUUGAAUACGGAGAUAACCAGCCACGGCAAGAACAAAAUUGUUGGAGAAACAGGACAACUAGCUCUUUGGUACCUCAAGCACAUCGGUCACUUCUUUGCGAUGCUUCCAACUCGAAAAAGCGGUGACGUGCUUACCCAUUGCAUGCACGGAAAAGAUCGAAGCGCAACGUACACUCUACACAUUUCGG
Amoebophrya sp. A25 is the source of this 273-nucleotide messenger RNA. Lineage: Eukaryota; Dinophyceae; Syndiniales; Amoebophryaceae. The record is from the annotation of a GenBank genome assembly.